Cladocopium goreaui is the source of this 1792-nucleotide messenger RNA. The record is from the annotation of a GenBank genome assembly. Lineage: Eukaryota; Dinophyceae; Suessiales; Symbiodiniaceae.
AUGGCGGACUUGCAGCAGGUUCUAUCUUUGCCGCACAUUUGGGACAUCGUUGUCCAUGGUGAUGAGGCUGAAUGGGAGGGCCUUCGGCGAGAUUCCAAAAUUCGGGAUUCUAAGCAGGUGGAUCGGGAGCGCUACUUCGUUGGUGUGUUCGUGGCCAUUGGAUUGUUGUUGCUGUCCACGGUCCUUGCGUUGGUGCAUCAAAGGGAACUGUAUCGCGCUGAAGCCAGCGAUCGUGCACACUAUUACCAGUUGAUGCAUUUGCUGCCGCUGGUAGUGGCUGUGGCUUGCUGCCUUGAGGUCUCCUUAUCUACUGUAGCAGCAGCUACGCUGGUGCUGCAGGAGAUCUGGGAAGCUGUGGCCCUCCACUACUUCGGGCUGACCAUCGUGUGUCUCAUGGGUGGGAAGGAAGCCACGGUACAGAAAUUGGCCUCCUGUGAAGCUCAUGGCAGCUUCGGCACCAGCAGAUGGUGCGUGCCUCCAUGCUGCUGUUUGGUGCCACUGACGCCCUGCCUGCAGGACGGCAACAAGACCUUUGACUUCUCGACCCUGAGAAAAAUGAGGUUUAUGAUUGAGCAGUAUUGCUAUGUGACGCCGCUGACAGCCUUUGUCGAGGGUAUCCUUCAGUGGCAAGAGAAACAACAACAGAUCCACAUGGAUUUUUGGGUGGGUAGCGUGCAAGUGCUGCGGCUGGUGUCCAUGUUUAUUUGCCUGCAGGCGCUUUUUGCACUAUACCAUGCUACGAAGAAGUCUUUGAAGAAGUACCAGACCACUUUGAAGUUCUUGUCCAUCAAGGCUUUGAUCAUCCUGUCAGCUGUGCAGAAGAUUCUGCUGGCGUGGGUGUUCCGUUGGCAUUUGGUAGACCUACCCCCCAGCCGCGUUUUCAGUGCCGCAGAUGCUGCUCUGCGCAUGCAUGCGUUCCUCUUGCUGAUGGAGGGAGAGGAUGAGGCGGAGGCCCUGACAGCCCUGACAGCCCUGAUAUGGGAGAUCCUUGGAGUCUCAGAGGAUGUGCACGAGUGCGGCGUGGGAAAAGAUGCAGACCCUUCGCUGCUGGAUUUAGGAAUCAUCGACUUCAAGAAUCAACAUCUGGCCACAGGAUGUCCUACUCUCCACGGCCUUGCACCGCGCAUGUCAUUCAGUGAUGUGGGCACAGAAUGGUAUUCGAGGCCGAAAUCGAUCAUCAAUGGCAGGGAUGACCUCAUCAAACAGCCGCGUCCAGUGACAGAUGAUCCGUUCCAAGAUGAUGAAACGCCACGGUGGCUUCGCUGCGCCUUGAGUCAUGCGCCUCUAUUGUCUGGUCCGGUUGUGAGCGACAUGAAAGGGAAUCUUUUCUUGAAAGAGGAUUUCCUGUUGGCACUGCUGAAGAAGAGAUUACCUCUGCAUUUGUCCCACGUGGAGUCGCGCCGAGAUGUCUUUGACUGCAACUUGAGGCGGAAAGACGGACUAUUUCUUUGUCCCAUCACUGGCGACGAGUUGGGUUCAGCCGCCGGCAAGCGCAGCGCCAGGAUCCUGCGACCCUGUGGCUGUGUAAUUUCUCAGGCUGCUGUGGAACUGGCAACAUCAGCUUUGCAAAUCUGCGAGGCCUGUGGCAAGGAAGUGGAAGACUUCGUUACUCUCGGCACAACAGAUGGAAAGCGAAGGAGGACCUGACAUGUCGAAGUGAUCCAAGUGACGCGUUGAUUGGUGGGGCGGCUCCGUGGCCGAGGAGACCUGGCCUUGGGAGACCUGUGGACAUCGAGGAGACCUGUGGACAUCGAAUGGAUUCUGUUCGACUCCCGUUUCCUGGGAAAAAAAA